Molecule: messenger RNA, 5235 nt
Organism: Mya arenaria
Lineage: Eukaryota; Metazoa; Mollusca; Bivalvia; Myida; Myidae
Exons: 4
Coding region: 135-4724 (1529 amino acids)
Source: RefSeq, a predicted model, not a curated record
GUAGUUUCGUUUUAAAUUUCAAGGUGAAAUGAAUCUUUUCACAAGUAAACAACCUAUACAGUAUAACCAUUCUUUCAGGUUGAAGAAAAUGGUAUUUAUUAAGUAGAGGAGAACAAUUUUAAUAGCAAAUUAAGAUGGAUGAUUACAAGAGACAAUUUAAAACGCCAGGAAAUCAAAACUGGCUGAAAGGAGCAGUAGCUGUAAAUAUAUCGAAACACGGAUUGGCACCAUUUGCUUGUAAGGUUGUGGAUCAUUUGCGAGUGGAAACGAUAAAGACACAAUUAUCAUUAGAUAUUUGUGAGAAUUGUUCACUUCCGGAAACAAUUCCCUGUGACCUUAAAAAUGGCAUAUGUAACGAAGGAUACUGCACAUUUCAUCAAGGACGUUCAUUUCACCCCUGUCCAAUAUUAAAGUGCAACGACUUUCGCAACGAUUGUUUAGUCAAGAUCGACAAAGGAAUUCCUCUUGGAGUCACGUGCAAUGGCUGCAGUACAGCGGAAAUCGUACCGUGCAUUCAGGGAAACCAAGUUUGCCGUUACAGUUGCGGGAUAUGUAAAUUCCACAACGACCCCAAAACAAAUGUGCCAAUCAAACAUCGCCCAUGUCCGAAAAAUAUAUGCGAUGCACUCUUUGAUGCCAUCGAAAUAAACCACCGAUUUGGCAACCCCUCGUGGCGCAAUACAGACGUUAGGAAAAUGUGUUUCAACUCGUGGCAUAUUGCGAAGUGUUACAUGCCGAGGGAAGGAUAUGCCCAUGUUGAAAAUGAGGAAUCAACAGACCUAAAUGGUAUCAUCAAUGUUUACAUCAAUUGCAAGACAUUUCAAAACUACUUCAAUGCCGACCUCUCACAACUUCAAAAUGUAUGCACAAAGGUUCGUGAGGUAGGUAAACAACUCCGUCAUGCCACAGGGCUGGAAGUUGAAGAGGAUGUACUUAAGGACUGGAUGUAUGACCUGAAAAAUGUGUUCAAUGACCCCAUUUUCCUCGGCGUAAACCAAUACGCGCAAUUCGCCCUAGACCAGUUAACAAAGCUAGAAAAAGACCAAAUACAUAUAGAACAAUCAGAUGUCGUUGCAGCCAUUGAUGGAAUAACAAAUUCUCUUAAAACCAUAUUAUGUAACAACGAAGAUCUUAGCGAAAACCUUCGUGAAAUCAAGGACAAUCUUAAGGAUCUAGAAAGGUUGAAGCGUGAUAUACUGGACGAAAUAAAAGACGAAACCAAAAGACAACAACAUAAUAUACGUGUAAGUAUAUCAGACGGGAUUAAAACUAUCGAAAAAGCAGUAGAAACCGGGCGUGCCGAUAUUCAAGAAGAUUUUCAAAAGGGCAUUCUGCAAAAUCGCGGAUUGAGUGAAACAAAUAGCCGCACAGGACUAUCAUCUGAAAUAGCUGAAUUAAAACCAAAGCUACUGAAGAGCCUCCUCGAUUUCCAUAAGAAGAACAACAGCACUUUGACCCUUGGACCUUUCUUCGAGAUUCAAGAUUCAAGACUUGAGGAUUUUUAUGUACCACCAAGCCUGGUAAAGAUGUGUUCGAGCUCUACAUCAGUCGAUGAUGGACUCUUUGAAGAUACAACAGAAACAUUUACGAGUCUAAUGCAGUUGUUGAACCCCGAUAACGACAUUAAACAAUUUAUCUAUAUAACGGCUGAUGCCGGUGCAGGUAAAACGUCAUUCUGUAAGUUUUUAGUUGUGAUGUGGUGCGCUGUUCAGGGCGGUAGAAGCGAUCUGAUUGAUAAGUUUCAGAACAAACAAAGUUACCUUAGUGACAUAAGAUAUCUGAACAAAUUCUUUUAUGUCUUCUAUAUAAAGGGACGGGAGAUUUUAUCACAUAGCUUGGAAGACAUCAUAUUUUCCAAUAUACAAUCUGUUGACACUUCAAUAGAACGUAAUGCGGUCUUUGAUCAUAUCCUGUCAAGCGAGAAUAUCUUACUAAUAUUGGAUGGUCUCGAUGAAUCAACUAUUAGUUUACUGACACCGCCACCAUCUAAUAGAAAGUACACAAUAAUUAUUACAUCGCGUCCUUGGAAAAUUGCGGAAAUAGACUUACCAAAGCAUAGUUACGAGCAUGUGCAAAUUGAGCCAAUGAAAAGUGAAACAUCCAAUAACCUUUUAUUUCAUGCAAAUAGUCGCUUGAAUCAAAGUUCAGGUACUUCGUACACCAUUGAAGAUUUUCACUCGUGUGUGCUUUCCCAAAGGCUAGCAAUCCUUGUUUCUAACCCAAUGAUUGCUCUUCAAUUGCUUUGUCUAUACCAUGAUCACUGUGAUGACGUCACAACUGAAAUUGAAAACGAAAUGAUCAAUAUCGGAGAAACGCGAUCACAUGUGUAUGCAAACAUUGUAGAAAUGAUGUUCAAACGAGUAUGUAAGACACACGGACAGUUCAUGGAAUCAAUGGAAAAAACUCGUCGUAAGCUUCCUGACUGUUUCGAAAAAUUGCAAAAGUGCAAUAAACUUACAAAACUCAUUAUUAAUAUUGGCAAGCUAGCUUUCAGUUCACUUACGGAUGGCAAAAUCAAAGCGAUUAGUGAAAAUGAUGUUGAAGAAUACCUUUCCCGUAAAGAAAUAAGGGCUGUUUUGCUGUCAGGAUUAAUUUCUGCAACGAGCUCAGGUAAAAAGAGUGACGAUUCUCGCACGUAUGUGUUUUUACACCAUACAUAUCAGGAAUUUUUUGCGUGCGUGUAUUUAGCUUCGCAUUCAUUUAAACGUGGAGACAGUUUCAAAGAGAUGGCAGAGGAGAUAAUCACUCCUGAUUUUAUAUCAUUUUUGUGUGUUAUGAAACACGAACUGGGUAUACAAAGUGCUGAUAUAUUCGGUGAAGACAUGAAUAUUCACGCAGGAAUCUCAUUUGAUAGAAAUGCUCUUGGAAGCUAUCAGUCAGCUAUAUUACAGGCAUAUGAAGACUGCAUAAAUAUUGGAAUAAAAAAGCCUACACUUCCAUUGAAGUACGCACGACUUAGCGAAAAUUCAGUUUUAAAACACAACAAUCCAUUACUGAAAUUAAAUAGUAGCAUAAUUGAGAUACUCUAUGUCGAAGAGUAUAACGAGUUGAAGGACAUAAAUGUGUGGCCAUUUCCAGCAUUAAGCUGUCUUAGAUUAGAACGUUCAGAUUUACUUGACAAAUGUCUUGAUCUAUCUUGUUGUACUAACCUUGCGUAUAUUACUCUACAAAAUUGUCGUAUGACUAGCAUAACUAUCAAGCUUAAAAUGGUAAAAAAUCUUUGGGUGUACGUUAACCCUGAGAUCAGGCAAGAUAUACCACGUAUGAAGAUAACAUUGGCGCAAGGGUCAACGUUUUCGAAAAAACUGACGAAGCUCAGUUUAGUCAAUGUUCUACUGGACUCUCCACUUGAUCUCUCACUUUGUAGUAAGCUGUCAAAAUUAAUUAUUAGGCACAUUGCUACAGCUAAUCAAUCCAUCGAGUGUCCUCUUCACAAUUUAAAGAACUGCGAACAUAUCGAGAACCUGCAUUUUGACACAAUGCACUUAUCUGAAGAUAUGACCGAUGUCUCGCAAUUUUCACCACGACUGGAGGAACUAUCCUUAGUGCAUAUAGAAACAGACACAUCCCUAGAUUUUUCUCACUGUGAUGAGCUCUCAAAACUAGUCUUGAAAAAUGUGUCUACAUCUACGGUGAACAGAGAAUGUUCUCUUCGCAAUUUACAAGAUUGCACAAAUCUCGAAAAUUUGAAUUUUGUUUCAUUGCAUAUUUCUACUGAUACAAAUCUAGAUUUCAGUACUCUUGAAAACCUAACUGAGGUUAAACUUCAAAUGAUUGAUCUUCCUUUCGUUGUCCGGUUUGGUAAUAACAUUGAGGAAAUAUUUUUUGCAAAUGUUAAUUUUCCCGAGAACACGCAUUUGGAGUUCCACUUGCAUACAAAUCUCCGUAAAAUAACACUCAUGAACAGUUCCCUGAGUCACGUUACAGUGAAUCCAAGAACAGUUAAAAAAUUAUGGUUGUUCGUAAACACGGAGAUGAAACAGAAAAUAGCGCCAUUGACGGUUUCAUUCGCUGGCAAUUCAACGUUUUCAAAUGAACUGAAAGCGCUUAGCUGUGUUCAUGCCGUCAUAAGUGAUGAUAUUGAUAUAUCAGAAAGUAUUGACCUGCAUUGCAUUCAAAUAAGUAAUGAACUGAAACCAAACAAUCUCGUAUCUAAGUCAUUAGAAGAAAUUUAUUUCAAUGCUGUCGAAAAAGAGACGUGUGAACAGGUUUUAAAGAUAAUCUCUGAAAGUAAAUCGCUAGAGCGCUUAUGCUUUGAGAAUUUAUCAACACACGUGCUUAAUUUCGUAGUAGAUCAGCUGAUCUGCCAAAAGACAAUAAGCAUGUACAGGUUUCAGUUCAUGAUUUUAGAUGAACUUGAUGUGGAUUUCAUACGGAAAUGUUCAGCCGAGACACUUGCAUUUGUAAAAGUUCAAAUAGUUUACACAAUGUUCGUCAGUAUAGCCACUGAACUUUCAAAUAUAACGACUACAAGUGAUCAAGAAGAAAAGGCAAUGGAAACAAUGCGUGUAAAGGAAAUUCAUUUUACCAACUGUUACAUUAUUGGCUGCACAGUUAAAGAAUUUAAUUCAGCCUUGAAACAAAUGCAUGAACUUUGGGUGAUUGAAAAGUGUCAAACAGACGAAGAAAUAACCUUGGAAAGGGAUGAAUUUAGACGUUCCAGGUCAAGCAGUGACAAUAACAAAAACGUGCGUUUGAAGAGUUUGAAAAUCAAAUCAAAAUGAAAUCAGCGGUCCCCAUCGGCAUAAAAAACAUGUUUAUACGAGUACGAUUACAAAAGUUGCAAUUAAUGAAUGUACAUUUGAGAUUACCUUAAACGGACUUAACACAUUCUGGAAAGUAUCAACAAGCCGUUUUGAAUCAAACAAGAUGAAAAAAUAAGAGAAUAUUAGAGUAGAGUAGUGUACUAGAAGUUCCAUAUGAUUACGUGUUUUGUGUUAGAAUAAACGGACGUUUUAGUAAAAAUGAAAUGGAUAUUUUUAGGCCUCAAGUUAUACCCUUAAAUUGAUAGUAAGGAAGUAGCCGUCUAUUGUUUAUUUUACGUAAGCAAUAUAUAAGUUUGUAAAGCAGUCACGAAUUAGAAGCUAAAUGAUUUCUACUUUAAGAUAUUUAUUUUGUAUUUUUAUUUCAUUUUGUUGUUUUUGAAUAUAUAUAUUUUAUGUAUGAUAUUUGAGGUUUUUUAAUGAUGCAAUGUGCAUUUACUGUAUUGAUACAAUUAUUAAAUUUCUGACAAAG